This is a messenger RNA of Trichoderma atroviride IMI 206040, 1483 nucleotides long. The record is from RefSeq and is a predicted model, not a curated record. Lineage: Eukaryota; Fungi; Ascomycota; Sordariomycetes; Hypocreales; Hypocreaceae.
AUGAAGUUUACGAUGCAACGAACCGCCUUGGCGCUCGCGCUUCUUGGAGCGUCUGCCGGCGCUAUCAAAGUUGACUUCACUAGCGAUGAUUCAAUCAAAGCUGGUGCGAGCACAAUUGCGUAUGGACUUGUCAAGUACUACAAUGGCAACGAGACGGGCCAGAUCCCAGGCAACCUUCCCCAGCCGUACUACUGGUGGGAAACGGGUGCCAUGUUUGCAACUUUGAUCGAUUACAUGGCCUACGCCGGCGUCGAUACUUAUCUCUCCUUGAUGACGCAGGGUAUGCUGUUCCAAGCGGGCAAGAACAAUGACUUUCUCCCGCAGAACCAGACAAUGUCUGAAGGCAACGAUGACCAAGGAGUGUGGGCGUUGGCCGCUUUGUCGGCCUAUGAGAAUGCGCUCGGAAUCGGCAACCCGAACUGGCAGGGACUGGGCAAGAACGUGUUCAACGACUUUGUCCAGCGAUGGGAUUCCGCCCACUGUGGCGGUGGCCUUCGAUGGCAAAUGGCCCCGGUCAACGCGGGCUACGACUACAAAAACUCGGCGUCCAACGGCGUCUUCUUUGACGUCGCGGCCAGGCUGUUCCAGCAGAUGGGCCAAGACCCGCACUCUGAAUGGGCGACCAAGGUGUUUGAAUGGGAGCAAAAGGCCGGCCUCAUUUCGGACUCGUACCAGGUAUUCGACGGCCUCCAGGUAGAGUCCUGCAAUAGCGUGAGCAAGCAACAAAGUAGCAUGAACGCGGCCCUCUUCCUGGAAGGCAGUGCAUACAUGUACAACGCCACCUCGUCGUCGGACUGGAAGACGCGAGUGGACGGCCUUCUCAAGGAAGUUUCGACGACUUUUGUCAAGAACGGGGUUCUGUACGAGCCCAUGUGCGAGGAGAAGGAGCUGUGCACCGUUGACCAGCAGAGCUACAAGAGCUUCCUCAUUCGAGCCCUCAAGGCCACCGCCCAACAGGCGCCUUACACGGCUGCCACCAUCCAGCCCCUGCUUCAGUCAAAUGCAAAGGCUGCUGCCGCUAGCUGCAGCGGAUCGGUCGACAAGGGCUUUGCGGGACAGCCGGGAACAGCCUGUGGAUUCUCCUGGAUUGGAGACAGCGCGUUUGACGGCAAUGUCGGCGUUGGAGAGCAGAUGAAUGCCCUUUCUGCCCUGACGGCGCUGCUGCCCCAGCGUGCCCGGAGCCAGCCCAGCACGACGUCUGGAUCUGGCAGCCCUUCUGGCAGCCCUUCUGUCAGCCCUUCCGUCAAGCCAAAGAGCCCUGGUAACAAGAUUGCGGCAAACCUCGUGACGGUUCUGGCUCUGUUUGGCGGUGUUGUGUAUGGACUCUGUUAGUGAAACUGGGGUGAAGAUGAAGGUGCUGGUUGCAGAAGAGUGCCAUUGGGGAGGUUGGAUGGCGAAACUUUCACAUUCUAAUUGCGUACCUUCUAAACAAUAUUUUAUUGGAUUUAUAUGACGAGCCACGACUCAAUAUGAUUUUCAUGAG